AUGAAAGACUCAAAUUCCGUCCUUGCCGCGGUCCUGCGGGAGAUUCUCAGUUCGUUUGAUGUACAAGUCUGGCAGAGCAACAUGUUGAGACGGGUUGGAAACCUCGUUUUCUUCGGUUCCCUGGUCAAAGGGAUCGCAGCGCAGUGCUCGCAACAGAACGGAAGCGUUGAUCUGGGCUGGCACGCUCCCAACGAGACCCAUGUCAAUAAUCUCGACUUUGUCGUCAAUGGGACCGGUGCCAAUGGCUUCAUCUACAAUACCUCCGUUACUCCGGCGACGGCUGGGUAUAGCACGUACAACUGGUGCAACAUGCCUCAUGUGCGACAGCAAGAGUAUGUCAAGGCCCCUGAAGGCUACAAAUUGGAAUAUGUUGAAUUGAUUCAUCGACACCACAAACGUACACCAUAUGCGGCGAACACUUUUCCUCACGAAACGUAUUCCUGGAAUUGUGACGAUGAAGCCCUCUUCUACUACGGAGUGCCUCGACCCGACGGAACAUCCGCCCAGGUCAGCUGGCAGGUGUACACUUCGGAUUCGAACCCGCUCGCUCCCGAAGGCUUCAAUGGGACAUGCCAGUUCCCGCAGAUCAGCGGCUCCGGCCUGAACGACAGUCGCAAACAUGGAUCCGACCUCUACGCCGUCUACCAUGGGCUGCUUGGGUUUUUGCCCGACAGUUACGAUCCGGCGAAAAUGACAUACCGAGUCACAAACAACGUCAUUACCUCGCAGGUCGCGAGCCAGGUCAUCGAAGGACAGUUCCCAUCACUGGAGAACAAACCAAUAGGUGUUGCGAUUCAGCCAGACUCGGUCGACUCUCUGGAGCCUGCGUACUCCUGUGACCGGGCAGAGGACCUGUACGCCAGCUACGGUGUCGGUUCUGCUGUGGCGAACUGGACCGUCCACCUGAACGACUCUGCAGCACUGUUCGCCAAGCUCGACUCCGUGUCUGGUAUCAACGAGACCGACCCAGACUGGCACAAUUGGUUCGACCAUUACUUCGACAACCUCUCGGCGCGGCUGUGCCAUCAAAAACCGCUGCCUUGUCAAUCGGGCAAUGCUUCCAACUGCAUCACGCAGGCCGAUGCCGACGCCGUGUUUCGACGAGGCCAGUACGAGUACUCGUUCUUGUGGCGCGACAGUCCCGCGUCUCUCGCCACAGCCACCGCAGGCUUUGGCAUUUGGACGGCGGAGCUCGCUAGCAAUCUGCGCGCGGCGAUGAAUGGGACCUCAGCCACCAUCUACAGGCACAAUGUGGGCCACGACGGCUCGAUGGCACGACUGCUGUCUAUUCUGCAGGUCGACGUCAUGGUCUGGCCGGGCAUGGGGUCUGAAGUUGUGUUUGAACUCUACAGCAAGUCCGGCUGCCAUUAUCUGCGCGUGCUUUGGAGUGGCCGGGUCCUGCGCAGUUCAAAUCCCAGCUUGGGCCUUAUGGAUAUGAUCCCAGUCCAAACCUUCCUGGACUACAUUGACGGCUUGGCGGGCGUCAAGGCAUCCAAGAUUCCCGGGUUAUGCUCAAGCAGCUGA
Messenger RNA from Exophiala spinifera, 1524 nucleotides. RefSeq lists its product as uncharacterized. The transcript has 3 exons. The coding region runs from base 1 to 1524 and encodes 507 amino acids. Lineage: Eukaryota; Fungi; Ascomycota; Eurotiomycetes; Chaetothyriales; Herpotrichiellaceae. The record is from RefSeq and is a predicted model, not a curated record. Gene Ontology annotation, biological process: dephosphorylation. Gene Ontology annotation, molecular function: phosphatase activity.